CAUGAAUUAUUAAAAUGGAUUCACUAAAAACAUAUGAAGUCUUGAAAUCCGUACUUGUAUUUCUGGUCGUGAUUUUGUUACUUCAUUGGAUUUGGACGCGAAGAAAAAUAUAUAAUUUUGGCCUAAGAUUUCCGAUUGUAUUUGGUUUCCCAAUAAUUGGUUCGUUACACAAAUUAAAAAACGUUGACAAUUUAAUGACAGCGUUCGGCGAAAUCUUGAAUGCCUGCAAAAGUCAUACCGUUUGCUUUUGGUGGGGAUUAUUUCCAGUCAUAUUAACAGCUGAUCCAGAUAUUGCUUUAAAUGUUUUUCGUUCCCAAGAAUUACUUAACAAAGCAAAAAUACUAUACUAUCCAGUUCGUCAUGUAUUUAAGGGUGGAUUAAUUGCAAGUCCUGCAACUGAAUGGGUCCAUAAUCGUAAGAUGAUUAAUCCAUCGUUUACAAAUAAAGUACUUGUAAGUUUCUUUCCAAUAUUUAAUAAAGCCAAGGACGAUCUGAUAGAAAGAUACAGCGUUCUCGUGGAUAAUAAGGAACACAAGAUUUUAAAGUCGUUACAAACAUUGAGUUUAGGCAUAACCGUAGAAACAACAAUGGGUAAGGUGAUGUACAGAGGUGAACAAGUAUCGAAAGGCUUAGCGCCUUUAUAUUCUUUUGUGAUGAAUAUUCUUUCGGCUAAAAUAUUGAUGUCUUUUUUGAAACUCGGUUUUAUAUUGGAGCUGUAUCCUAAAUUUAGAAAAAAGAGGGAACAAAUAUAUCAGUUCGUGAAUGAAUUAAUUCAAGCUAAGCUAAAAAGAGGUAUAAAUACAAGCAAUAACAACUCAAAUACGGAGACAAGUGAUCUUAACAACAUAGCCUCAAAUUCUGCAAUACCUUCAAUACGGAAAGAACCAAAAAUAUUUAUUGAUCAAGCUAUAAAAUUAUACCAAAAUCAACAAUUUACAUGGAAUGACAUAAUUAGUGAAUCCAUUACAAUUGUUUCAGCUUCAUUCGAGACCUCUGCUAAUGCCGUCUACUCUACUCUUGUCAUGUUGGCAAUGCAUCCAGAAGAACAACAGCGAUUAUUUGAAGAAAUUUUAGAUGUGUUCCCAGAGAAAGACUUUUAUGUUGACUUUGAUCAAUUAAACCAACUGCCAUAUUUGGAGCUCGUAAUAAAUGAAACGCUUCGCUUAGCUCCUUCAGUUCCCUUAAUAGGACGUCACGUCAUGAAGGAUACUCAAAUCGGUGAACAUGUUUUUCCCAAAGAUAGUCAAAUAUUAAUUUCAAUAUUUCAUCUUCAUCGGAGGACUGAUAUUUGGGGUCUAAAUGCAGAUAAAUUUGAUCCAGAACGUUUUUCAAUAGAAAAUUUUGAAGAAAAGCAGAAAAAUGCCUAUAUUCCCUUCUCAAAAGGGCUUAGAAAUUGCAUUGGAUGGCGAUAUGCUUUAUAUACAAUAAAAGUCUUGUUAUGUGGACUCAUACGAAACUAUAAAUUUGAAACUGAUUUUAAAUUCGAGGAUUUAAAGUACACCAGUAAUGUAUCAUUGAAAUACAUAUUAGAACCUGAGUUAAGGUUAAGUAGAAGAUCGGAAGAUAUUAUAAAGUAACUCGUAUUGUGUCUGUGUAUGUACGCUCUCAAA
This is a messenger RNA of Teleopsis dalmanni, 1610 nucleotides long. RefSeq names its product probable cytochrome P450 313a4. The record is from RefSeq and is a predicted model, not a curated record. NCBI's taxonomy places the organism in Eukaryota, Metazoa, Arthropoda, Insecta, Diptera, Diopsidae. Bases 15 to 1577 code for a protein of 520 amino acids. Gene Ontology annotation, molecular function: iron ion binding; oxidoreductase activity, acting on paired donors, with incorporation or reduction of molecular oxygen; heme binding. The transcript is spliced from 8 exons.